AUGUCCAGCCCAACUCUACUCGGGGCUUUCCCUAAUCACAGUCAGGAGCUUCGUCCUCCUCCCUCUGCACACUCAUCACAUUCGGACACACCCUUCAUUGACUCCGAAAAAUGCCAACCGCCUAUCAAUUUGGACUUUCGCCAGCGCCUCCGUCAUUUCACGUGGGCAUGGUACACUCUCACUAUGAGUGCAGGAGGUCUAGCCCUGCUCAUAGCCAACCAGCCUAAUCAGUUCAAAGGCUGCUAUGAGAUCGGUCUGACUGUCUACCUCAUCAAUCUUGUCUUGUUCUCUCUUGUUUGCUCCCUAAUGGCAGCACGCUUCACAAUCCACGGCGGGCUCCUUGACUCCCUGCGCCACGAGCGUGAGGGACUCUUCUUCCCAACCUUCUGGCUCUCGGUAGCAACCAUGAUCACGGGAUUAGAGAAGUAUUUUGGUGACAGCCCAGCACAAUCCUUCUCGACAGCUCUCGAAGUCCUUUUCUGGAUAUACUGCGCAUGUACAUUCACCGUCGCCGUCAUCCAGUAUUCUUUCCUCUUUUCCGCGCACACCUACCGUCUGCAAACAAUGAUGCCCUCAUGGGUUCUCCCGGCGUUCCCAAUCAUGCUGAGCGGCACAAUCGCCUCCGUCAUCGCCGAGCGCCAGCCUGAUCGUUCUGCUAUCCCAAUCGUCACAGCCGGCAUUACCUUCCAAGGCCUAGGCUUCUGUAUCUCGUUUAUGAUGUAUGCACACUAUAUCGGCCGUCUGAUGGAGUCAGGUCUUCCGUGCCGCGAGCAUAGACCAGGAAUGUUUAUCUGUGUCGGCCCGCCUGCUUUCACGGCGCUAGCCCUCGUCGGCAUGGCGAAGGGUCUGCCCAACACAUUCACUGUCAUGGGCAGUACUGACAGCGCUGCCGACGGUCGUAUGGUGGAGAUGCUUGCGUUGGCAGCGGGCGCAUUUCUCUGGGCCCUGAGCUUAUGGUUCUUUUGCAUUGCUGCUAUUGCGGUCAUCCGCUCGCCACCCAAGGCGUUCCACCUUGGCUGGUGGGCAAUGGUGUUCCCCAAUACCGGCUUUACCAUUGCCACUAUCACCCUUGGUAAUGCCUUUGAGAGCCCGGCGAUCAAGGGUGUUGGGUCUGCGAUGAGCAUCUGCAUUGUCUGCAUGUUCCUUUUUGUCUUUGUCAGUCACAUUCGUGCAGUCGUCCGCCAGCAAAUCAUGUAUCCUGGUAAGGAUGAAGAUGUUUCUGAUUGA
Molecule: messenger RNA, 1227 nt
Organism: Penicillium paradoxum
Lineage: Eukaryota; Fungi; Ascomycota; Eurotiomycetes; Eurotiales; Aspergillaceae
Product: tellurite-resistance/dicarboxylate transporter family protein
Exons: 1
Coding region: 1-1227 (408 amino acids)
Biological process (GO): malate transmembrane transport
Cellular component (GO): membrane
Molecular function (GO): malate transmembrane transporter activity
Source: RefSeq, a predicted model, not a curated record